AUGGAGUUCUUAGAUUCUGGGAAACUCAACUCUGAACAGAGGCAUCUGGCCUUCACACCUGACACCAUGACCUGCUCCUGCUGCUCCCCUUGCUGCCAGCCCACCUGCUGCCGCCCAACUUGCUAUCAAACUAUCUGCCAUACCAACUGCCUCCGACCAGUGUGUGAGGACAGCUGCUGCCGCCCCUCCUGUGGCAGCUCCUCCUGCUGCCAGCCCACCUGCUGCAGACCCACCUGCUGCCAGUCCUGCUGCUGCCGCCCAACCUGCUAUGAAAACACCUGCCGUACUCACUGCCAUACCACCUGCCUCCGACCAGUGUGUGAGAUCAGCUGCUGCCGCCCCUCCUGUGGCAGCUCCUCCUGCUGCCGCCCCUCCUGUGGCAGCUCCUCCUGCUGCCGCCCCAUUGCCUGCUGCCAGCCAGCUUGCUGCAGCCCCAUGUACUGCCAGAGAACCUGCUACCACCCAACAUGUGUCCGCCUGACUGGCUGCCUGCCUGAGACCUUCGGGUGCACCUCCUGCCAGCCCUGCCACCGCCCAUCCUGCUGUGGGUCCAGCUGCUAG
Elephantulus edwardii (Cape elephant shrew) is the source of this 561-nucleotide messenger RNA. Its product is annotated as keratin-associated protein 9-1-like. The transcript has a single exon. Lineage: Eukaryota; Metazoa; Chordata; Mammalia; Macroscelidea; Macroscelididae. The record is from RefSeq and is a predicted model, not a curated record. Bases 1 to 561 code for a protein of 186 amino acids. Gene Ontology annotation, cellular component: keratin filament.